AUGUGGGCACCCCCCCCCAGUUCUAGCAGAUACCUCAGCUAUUUCCACCAACCAUUGGACCCCCUCACUGGUCCACAAGGUGAUCCGAAUCACCUAAUUAAUCCAUCUUUGGCUGGAAAAGAGUCUCGCUAUGUUCUCAUGUGGGCUAUGCUACUCAAAGAGUUGGCUUAUGGCAUUAUUUUUAGAGGAUGUAAGCAAUGUGGUCCUUUAAAAAGGCUGCUUAAAGACCCAGGAGACUGUUGCAUCCCGAUGCUGCUCCAGUCUAAUAAGAAGAUGAUCCUUUGGUCUAGGCCACCUGUGAACAUUGCUGUGACUAUAGUUCCCCAGUAUUUGCACCUGCUACUUCAUCACUUGGCCAGCACCACAGGACUUGGAGAUAAGUCACCAGUACAAAUGUUGACCAUAAGAGCUGAGACUUCCAAUAGACAUGGACCCAAUAUGUGCUCUGACAGUUCUAGUCUGGAAAAAAGGAAGGUGACAGCUGGUUAUAAGGUCAUUCCAGAAGUAUUAGAUGGUAGAGAAGGUACAAAAGUAGCAAGGGCCACUCCCAAGAGGCACAGCCAGGCAAUGGCAGUUCCUGUGCCUACGGCAUUGGCCCAGGUGGAUAGAGAGAAGUUCUACCAGUGGAUCAAUGAACUCCCCAGUCUGGAAACAAGAGAAAAUGCUCUCCUGGAGCUAAGUAAAAAUCAUGAGUCUGUUCCUGAACUUGCCCCCAUGUUAUGGUAUUCUUUUGUUACUGUUGCAGCACUCUUACAGGAAAUUGAAAAUAUUUAUCCAUCUAUCAAUCCACCUACUUUGACUGCACAUCAGUCUAAGAGAGAUUGCAAUGCAUUGGCGCUAUUGCAAGAUGUGGCAUCCCACCCAGAAACCAGGUUAGCAUUUCUUGCAACCCAAAUACGCCUCUUCUUGUAUCCUUUUUUGCAAAGAGCCACCAAGACUCCUGCCUUUGAAUAUCUUUGUCUCACCAGCCUUGGAGUUACUGGGGCCUUGGUAAAAACAGAUGAACAGGAAGUAAUCAACUUCUUAUUGGCAACAGAAAUUAUCCCUUUAUGUUUGCACAUUAUGGAAUCUGGAAGCAAACUUUCCAAAACCAUCACCACAUUAAUCUUUCAGAAGAUUCUCCUGAAUGGCUCUGAAUUGACCCAUAUAUGUCAGACGUAUGAGCAGUUCUCCCAAGCCACUGUGAUCUUGGGUCAGGUGGUCCCGAAGCUGUUCAAGGAAACUUCUGCCCAACUGCUGAAGCAUGUGAUCAGAUGUUACCUUCGCCUUUCCGAUAACCCCAUGGCCUGUGGAAUACUCAGGCAGUGCUUGCCUGACCAGCUGAAAGAUACCACCUUUACCCAGGUACUAAAAGAUGAAACCACCACCAAGCACUGGUUCGCACAGCUGGUGGAAAAUCAGUGGGAAGGCCAGGUUACCGAUCCUCACAGCAUCCUCCCACACCCUCAGUGA
This is a messenger RNA of Dromiciops gliroides (monito del monte), 1452 nucleotides long. Its product is annotated as CCR4-NOT transcription complex subunit 9-like. Gene Ontology annotation, cellular component: P-body; CCR4-NOT complex; CCR4-NOT core complex. Lineage: Eukaryota; Metazoa; Chordata; Mammalia; Microbiotheria; Microbiotheriidae. The record is from RefSeq and is a predicted model, not a curated record. Gene Ontology annotation, biological process: negative regulation of translation; mRNA catabolic process.